GUGGAAGAAAGAAUAGUGGACUUGUAGAGCUAAAGGUACAACUCUUUGACGAGCGACAAGAAUAAGAGGCGCUCCUGCAGUUACUGCAGUGCUUAUCCGUCCUAGUAUAUGGUCCGAAAAAAUUACGGCGAGAUAUUAUUGUUCCAAUUUUGUCUAAUCAACUUUUCCUUCACGGCCACCCAAAAAUAUCUGAGAAAAUCAUGACUACCGCAUCGUGAUUAUUUUUGUGUAUCUUUUCUCGUCGACAACGACACGACUGCACCACGUACUUCCUGUUUGGUACGUUCGAACGUGUCAACAGUUUUACCCCAGGAGCGUCAAACUGGGAUGGACAAAAUUUUAUUUGGAAGAAAAAACGUAUUCACGGCAUUUGUGUAGUAAACAAAGGCGAACCGCAUUCAUCUUCACCGGACGACAAGAAAACCGUUUCAACAGUUGCGACCCCGGCUUCACAGACGAGAACCGCCCACGACGACGACAACGACGAGCGACGAUAGGCAGAACCAUGGCUGACCAGAAAGAGAAGCUGAGAAAAGCGGGACAGGAUUUGCAGAGGCUCCUGGCUACCGCGUCACUUUCUGCCACCCGGGAGGUAGUUCCAACUUCGUCGUGCGAGCGCGCGGGUGGUUCAGGGGACGGAGUUGCGGGUUCUCGGCAAGAUGUGGUGCAGCUUGAGGCGUCCAUACUAUCGGAAAAUAAGGUAUAUGGAGCACAGCUAGAUGCUGCGGGCACGAGGACUAAGCACCGACUCGGCGCGGGUUCCGCGCAGAAAAGGCACAAGGAUUUGAAAUCAUCCGACAAGUUGCAGAAGAUGCUAAAGAAAAAGCAGAAGAAAAGUAAGAAGACGAAGAUCAGUGCCAAGGAGUACCGGGAACUGAAAGCCAUGGGGCUCCUGCCCGAGAACGCCGAUAAUUAUUCUGCAUCUGAAAUAACCGAAUCUUCGGACUCCAGUAGCGACACAAGCUCCGAUGAAAAUGAAGCAUCAAAGGGCAGCGCUUCUCGUCGCCACAAGAAGCGGAAACAGCGUAAGAACACCAGCGACAGCGGUAGUAGCAGCAACAGCUCUGGUGCUUCAUCUUCUAGCGAAUCGUCUGCAAGUGACGACUCUUCUGAAGAUGACCAAGAGCAACACGAUGAGAAACAUUCCCGCAAAGACGACGCGAAAGAAUCUUCCCUGCAGGUGGAAGACGCACAGCAAAACUCGAGUACAACAGCUAGGACCCCCAGCAAAGCUCCCCGAAAUAUGAAAGACCGGGAUGAGCUACGUGCGUCGUACAAGCUGCCCCUGGAGAAGAUGGUCGGAAACACGAGGUUCUUCCGGCAACACGAUCCCCGAGACGAGCUGACGGAGGCGCGGAACCAGCGGGCCCUGAUCGAAAUGAAGGAAUUCCUCGUGGAUCUCGACCGGAAUCGGCAAGCCGCGUUGGAGGAGCAAAACCGGGUGGCAGCGGAGGAAUGGACCAAGGAAUGGCGGCGACAUGAACCGGAAUCACCCCUUUUCUACGACAACGCAAGGCACCGGAGGCCGGAGGGAUGGAAAAAUGAUAGUAAGGCCGGCGGUGUAGAAGAAGGCGUAGGAGAAAGUUCGUUAUUUUUCUCGGCUUCCUCGAAUGAAAAGAGUUGUAGUAUUAAAUCAGCAGACGUCAUCGGAUUAGACUACCUUCUUGGUCUCCAGAGUAUAGAUGGAGUAGAUGCGAAGAAACUUCAGCCUGGUAAUUGUACCUCUGGAAAUAAGGGGUCCACUGAAAAGGAAAACCCAACUUCGAGCGACAUUUUCGCAGUACCGGACGGUUCCAUCUUUUCGAAAGUUUUUCCUCCUGCGUCUACCUCUACUUCCACCGCAAGUGGUUGCGAAAGCACCGAUGCGGCAGCAAAUAAGGACAUUAAAAAUGCGACUGGUGGACAAGAAAAUUUUCCCGGAGCAACGCCGUCUACUUCGCUGCAGAC
This is a messenger RNA of Amoebophrya sp. A120, 1947 nucleotides long. Lineage: Eukaryota; Dinophyceae; Syndiniales; Amoebophryaceae. The record is from the annotation of a GenBank genome assembly.